Molecule: messenger RNA, 663 nt
Organism: Cynara cardunculus var. scolymus (artichoke)
Lineage: Eukaryota; Viridiplantae; Streptophyta; Magnoliopsida; Asterales; Asteraceae
Product: 60S ribosomal protein L6, mitochondrial-like
Exons: 1
Coding region: 105-500 (131 amino acids)
Biological process (GO): translation
Cellular component (GO): ribosome
Molecular function (GO): rRNA binding; structural constituent of ribosome
Source: RefSeq, a predicted model, not a curated record
ACAAGUAGAUUAUAUUAAAACGUAAAAUGCUAGAAGGGUAAAAGAAAUCAAAACACGCAUUGCACCAUGGUGUGCCAUAAGGGUAACGUGUCUGCUUAUUACUGAUGGGUGUUUUUGUAUUCGAUCAUUUUACUGUUCUUAUUUUUAGAUUUUCUCUCUCGGUUAGGUGCUUGCAGACAGUGGUCACUGAAAUGGAGGCUCAGUUCUUUCGGUUUCUGAAGAUAGUCGGGGUUGGUUUCAAAGCUAGAGCGGAAUCAGAAGGACGUUUAUUGUUUCUGAAACUGGGGUACAGUCAUGAGGUGGAGUUAUCGGUGCCUCCUGCUGUUCGAGUAUUUUGUUUCAAACCCAAUAUCGUUUGUUGUACCGGAAUAGACAAGCAAAGGGUGCACCAGUUUGCUGCUGCUGUUCGUAGUUGUAAACCCCCCGAGGUUUACAAAGGCAAAGGUAUUAUGUAUGUUGAUGAGGUUAUAAAGAAAAAGCAGGGCAAGAAAUCAAAAUAACGUCACUUUUUUAUUUUAUGUUUAAUCAUCUUUUUAAAUAUUUAUUUUAGAUAAAUUAUGAGGAUACAAAAUGAAUAAUUGUACUUGUGACAUCUUUUGUUAAGAUAUUUCUUUCUUGUAAAUUUUUUGCUUUUUGAGAAAAUUACUAUAUCUGAUUUUUAUG